Molecule: messenger RNA, 876 nt
Organism: Blepharisma stoltei
Lineage: Eukaryota; Ciliophora; Heterotrichea; Heterotrichida; Blepharismidae
Source: the annotation of a GenBank genome assembly
AUGAGAACUUCUGAUAAAAUUUUUUAUGCUAUCGCCGGAAUUGCCACUAUAGUAGUUACCUCAAUAUUUGCUGUAAAGCUCUCAAAGUAUCGUGAGUUGCUUAAUUUAAAAGAAACCACAAUAGAAGACUUCAAGAAGCGCUCAUCAAAAUCCAAAAAUGAUCUUGUCUGUAUAUCAGGGAUUGUUAGGCAAAAAAAUUCUUUUAAAGUAAUCUCAAAUUAGUCAAAAUUCGAUCAAACCUAUGGAGAUAUUGUUUAUUCAAGAAUUGUUGAAAAAGGCUUGAAAAAAAAAUCUAUAAUAACAGGAGGCUUGUUUACAUUAUUAGAUAAAAAAUCCCAAAUUGACGUCAAGGCUGGGUCAUAUACCAAAAUUUAUAUAAAUCCGAUAUAUACUAAAACUGAGCCUUUUUUAUCACUUCUAACCUCUUGAAUGUCUACUUCAGAUUAUUUUAAAACAACAACAGAAAAAGUAAUAGCUUGCGACUCAGCGAUUGUAGUUAUAGGAAAAGCUUCCCAAAAUAUAAUUACUGCUGAUUAUAUAGGACAUACGAAGGGAAUUAUAUUAAAAAGAAUCCUUAAAAAGCUGAGGUUUAUUACUUUGGUGACGCUAGUUUUAUGAUCUGCGUGGUUAUCCGAUGCAUGAAGGAUUACUAGAGAAAAAUGAACAGAAUGAAAAAGGAAAAGAUAUAAUAAAAAAUUCGGGGAAAUUCCGGAUAGGUAUAAGUGCAUAAUUUGCUUUGAAAACAAUAGAGACACUAUUAUUGAGCCAUGUAAACAUAUGUGCUUAUGUUCAGGCUGCAAUAUAAACUUAGCUAAUUGUCCAGUGUGUAGGGUUUUGAUAAGAGGUGUUACAAGGAUUUAUCCUAUUGAUGAAUAG